Molecule: messenger RNA, 1455 nt
Organism: Pyrenophora tritici-repentis Pt-1C-BFP
Lineage: Eukaryota; Fungi; Ascomycota; Dothideomycetes; Pleosporales; Pleosporaceae
Product: Tgt, Queuine-archaeosine tRNA-ribosyltransferase
Molecular function (GO): tRNA-guanosine(34) queuine transglycosylase activity
Source: RefSeq, a predicted model, not a curated record
AUGCUCGAGUUUGCGCUGCUCAAGACGACAGGCUCGCUUGCCCCACGUCUGGGCCGGCUGUCGUUUCCAGGGCGAAAGAGCAUCUUGACGCCCGGGUUUAUUGGCAAUACAUCGCGGGGCGUGAUUCCGCAUAUUUCCCAGGACAACUUUGGGAAGAGCGUCGAUCUUGGUGGGGUAUACGUCGCGUUGGAGGACUUUGUUGAGAAACUUCCUCAGAAAACUCCGCCGAUUUUCAAGUAUGAGGUUUCCGAGCCGCUGCGCAGAUUUAUCGCCCUUCCGCAGGAUACGCUGCUUGUUCUCGGCGCGCGACGCAAUCCGCCUAUACCGAGCCCUCAUGCCAACUCCAAUAGCGAGGUAGGCUUGUUGACGUCUGUUGGCUUUACGGCUCUCAGUUCGGAGUAUUAUGCUGGCGCUGCGAGGAAACUGCAACCGGACAUUGUCGUGGGCUUGGCCGACAUACCGUUCGGUCAGGCAGUGGUGGGCACCAAGCGGAAAGACAAGAUGAGCGACCGAACUGAGACAUGGCUGCGGGACCUAGUGGUGAAGCAGGGCACAUUGGAAAAGGGCGAGAAAGCAUGGAGCAUCUUCGCGCCCAUACUGCCUAUCGAACGCGAGCUGCAGACAUGGUAUCUCGAGCACUUACUGGAUGACAUGGUGGACAAGAUCGGCGGCAUCGCUAUAUACGACGCAUACCUACUUGAUGAUCUCUCAGAAAAGCUACAUUGCCUCCCUCGAUUAUCUUUCCAUGCGCCAGUCAGCCCUCAGGACCUCCUCCGUCAGGUCAGCCUAGGCAUAGACGUCUUCACCGUGCCUUUCGUCAACGAUGCGACCGACGCGGGCAUUGUCCUAGACUUUACCUUCCCAACGCCUGCCAAAGACUCCACCUCUAGCACCCGUCGUUCCCUAGGCAUCGACAUGUGGAGCGGCGACCACGCGCAAUCCGUCACUCCACUGUCCGCAAAAUGCACCUGCUACGCAUGCACCAACCACCACCGCGCUUUCCUCCAGCACCUCCUGGCCGCCAAAGAGAUGCUCGGCUGGGUCCUCAUUCAAAUCCACAACCACGAGAUCCUCUCCGCCUUCUUCACCGGCGUUCGAUCCUCCAUCGAUGCCGGCACGUUCGACGCCGACGUCGCUGCUUUCGAAGCCUACUAUGAGCCCACGCUCCCCGAGAAGACUGGCCAAGGACCGCGAGUUAGAGGCUACCAGUUCAAGAGCGAGUCGCAUGCGAAGAGGGAGAAGAAGAACCCCAAGGCGUUUCAGAAGUUUAGCGAAGAGGAGAUUUUGAGGCUCAAGGCUGCUCAUGGGCAGCGGCCGAGUGAGAAGCCGGAGAUGAGGGACGUGAUUGAUGAUGAGGCACUGUUGGGACUGAUGAGCAUGCAUGGGGAGACGGUUGAUGCGGAUCUGGUUGCGCAGUUGGAUGGGCUGCAGUUGCAGGAUGAUAAGAAGGCUUGA